Sander lucioperca (pikeperch) is the source of this 3635-nucleotide messenger RNA. RefSeq names its product GRB2 associated, regulator of MAPK1 (gene garem1). Gene Ontology annotation, biological process: cellular response to epidermal growth factor stimulus; epidermal growth factor receptor signaling pathway. The transcript has 6 exons. The record is from RefSeq and is a predicted model, not a curated record. Lineage: Eukaryota; Metazoa; Chordata; Actinopteri; Perciformes; Percidae. Bases 269 to 2878 code for a protein of 869 amino acids. Gene Ontology annotation, molecular function: proline-rich region binding.
UAGACCACAGACAGUUGCCCUGAUGCUCCCGUCGCGAGCUAAACAAACAUGUCUCUGCUACAUUAUGAGACAACGGAUCUUAAUGAUACGUAGGCAAAUGAAAAGGGAAAUGUGCCACGAUUAAUGAGAAACGUGCCGAACAUAAAGCUGUUACGUUAGCUGAUGGAUAGUUGAUUUAGCAUUCAGUUGGUUAGCUUAGUGUAGCCUUUUGUGACCGUGUUUACACAUUGCUAGCUAGCUCUCCAAUUGGCUACUGUAAGCUAGCAAAAUGGACCUUGGAACAAUGUUGUACAACAAUUUAAAAGAGGUUACAUGGAGCACGACGUCCUUACCAUUAGAUCAACUUGUCAGUGCUUAUAGGUUGCCUCAAAUUGCCAAGCUGGAUAACGGUCAGUUGGUUGAAGGGCUCAGAGACAAUGACUACCUCUUGAUUCAUUCCUGCCGUCAGUGGACGACUAUUACUGCUCACAGUCUGGAGGAGGGACACUAUGUCAUCGGGCCCAAGAUAGAGAUCCCAGUGCAUUAUGAAGGUCAGUUUAAGCUACUGGAACAGGACAGAGAUGUCAAGGAGCCUGUGCAGUACUUCAACAGCGUGGAGGAGGUGGCUAAAGCAUUCCCUGAAAGGGUAUACGUCAUGGAAGAAAUCACUUUCAAUGUUAAGAUGGCUUCAGGGGAAUGCAAUGAAGAUACUGAAGUUUACAACAUUACCCUAAGCACCGGUGAUGAGCUGACAUUAAUGGGCCAGGCUGAGAUCCUGUAUGCCAAGACCUCCAAGGAAAAAUCCAGAUUGAACACCAUUUUUAAGAAGAUUGGGAAGCUGAACUCCAUCAGUAGGAUCGGUCGAGGCAAGAUGCCCUGCUUGAUCUGCAUGAACCAUCGCACCAAUGAGAGCAUCAGCCUGCCUUUCCAGUGCAAAGGCAGGUUCAGCACCUGCAGUCCACUGGAGCUGCAGAUGCAGGACGGCGAGCACGUCAUCAGGAACAUUGUGGAGAAAACCCGUCUCCCGGUCAAUGUCACAGUGCCCAGCAGUCCGCCCCGCAACCAGCACGACCUGCACCUCAUCCGCGAGGGUCAUCGCUACAAAUUGGUCAACAUUCAGACGAAGACGGUGGUCGUGUGCUGCGUUCUGCGAAGCAACAAAAUUAUCCCCAUCCAUUUCCCCUUCCACAUGGCCAUGCCUAGAUUUAUUAUUCCAGAAGAACUGCUGCAAGGAGAGUUGUGGCUAGACACUAUGGUACAUCGCUGGUUCUCCUUCUGCCAGGAGCAGUUUGACAUAGACGACUAUUCGCGAGCCGUCCGCGACGUUCGGACAGACUGGAACGACGAUGGCAAGAGUCCUAAGAAAAGCAGCGGGAAUGGCAGUUGCAGCGGAAGCGGAAGCAGCGGAGGCAGCAGCAGCUCCAACGGUUGUCCCAGCCACAUGCAGAUUCCCAGCUCUUUAAUUUACGCCCGGGAUGAACUCACCCAGUCCUUCCACCGACUGUCUGUGUGCGUGUACGGCAGCAACCUGCACGGCAACAGCGAGGUCAACUUGCAGGGCUGCAUGACACUGUGUGGAGACUGGGCUCUUCUGCCUUCUGACAGCAUCCCUACAGACCCGGGAGAAAAUGAACACUUCUCCCCCGAACCGAUGGAUAGCGCAAACCAACAGUCGUCCCUCAACAAGUUGGACAUUCCCUAUGAGGAGCUGUGGUUGGAUCACUUGAGAGGUCAGAUCCCAAAACCUUCUUUAAGUGAGGGGAUUCGAGGCAUCAACAACGGCUGUGGUACGACAGCAGCCCUGUCAUACCCAGUCACUUGUCCCCUUGGCGCAACACCCAGUCCAGAUGCGUCUCUUACUCCACCACCGGUUCCACCCAAGUCUGAAGCCGUGAAGGAAGAAUGCCGUCUUUUGAACGCCCCGCCGAUUCCUCCACGAAGUUUGAAACAGAUGCCAUCGGUGCCCAUCCUGGCUAAGCCACGGCAGCAAGACACUCGGUCUCCAAGUCCAACCCUCUCCUAUUAUUCCUCUGGUCUCCACAACAUUAGCGGAGCGUCUGAGCAAGAGGCGGCCGACCCACAAGAGCAAAGCCCCGUGUGCUACCCCUGUAACUGGGGUCGCUCCACCAGCACUGAGCCAAAUGCUGCGUUGCCCAGUGGUAGCCUGCCGUCGGAUGGGAUGUCCUCCAGGCUGUCUUGGCCAAACAACUUCAGUGGAGGAGAAUCGCACAGCAUGGAGGAAUUUCUACCAGCCGGCUGUCGAAGUUACUUCAGUUACCCCAGAAAAAGAUCCCCGAACACCCCAAAGACCUGUACAUCCAGCCGCGUUGACUUUGACGGCCGAGAGCACGGGCACAGCAGUCAGGACCUCAGGUCGCAGAACGCUUCUCUGAAUCAGUUCUACACCAAAUCUUCAAGCUACAAUUCAGAAAUGUACAGAGACAAGCCCCUCGAAGAAUCUAACACUAAGCAGAGCCUCUCUUGCCCCAUUUUACCACCGAGAACACCCAAAUCCAAUGCCAUGAAGAAGGGCACAGAUUCACUGUCGGGACCAGCCUGUGACAGCGAGCCGGAAACUACAAAUUGCUCGCGUCUUCGGCACGAGCAGGGCACAAAAGAGAUAACUAACUCAUUAACUCCUAACUGUCCAUCCCUAUGUCCCGCUGCACAGUGGCAGCCCCCGUCCAGUCUGGCUGGUCUUUCUAUUGAAGAGGUGUCCAAAUCUCUAAGGUUCAUUGGCCUGCCAGAUGACAUCGUGUCUCUUUUUGUGUCUGAGAAGAUCGACGGGAAUUUACUGCUGCAGCUCACUGAGGAGAUUUUGUCAGAGGACUUCAAGCUAAGCAAACUGCAGGUAAAGAAACUCAUGCAGUUCAUAAAUGGGUGGAGACCCAAGGUCUAACUGACAGUAUGUGACACUAAAUUCUGUGAUAAAGCAGAGAGUCAUGCCUUCAGUCUAUAUGCAAUGCACACCCAAGCCACAAAGAGUUUUCUUUUUGUAUAAUAUGAAUUUAUUACUUGUUACUUUAUUGUGGGGAUAGUUGGGUUAAUUGGUCAUUUCCCAGCCAACCUAAAGUCUGUGACAGUUAUUUACUAACUGCAUGGAAUCAUUUGGCACUUUCAUGAAGACAUGUUCAUGUCGGCUACUUAGUACUCUUUCUCCCGCAGCCUAGCUAGCUAAACUGAGCUAACUAGUGUUCAUGUUAUCACACAAAUCCUAAUUUAGGCCAACAAAUGUAGAGGAAAACACUGAUGUGACAAAACAUAAUUAAGAUUAGCUCAUUCUGUCCUCAAAAGGGGAAUAUUUGAAGUUUCUGCUCUUUCCGGGAUUUUUCAAAGACCACAGUAAGAAUGUGCUAUAGUAUAUGUUGCUUAUUUACCAUUUAAAAAAAAAACAAAAAAAAAAACAAUGUAAAUGUUUUGCAGGGAAUACACAAUUGGACAUUAGGCCAAAAAUAGAGCUUGCAAUUACCUGCAGUCAGUGACAUACGAUGCAAUCACCGUUUUCACGAGGUCAGGGAUGUGAUAAAGAACGUUGCUGCAAGUGCAUUUCUAAACAUGAAUGACAAGCACUGACAAGUGCUAAGGUAUACUCUAUCCCUUUUAAAGCUCUUCUUACCGGCAAUUUCCACAGGAUGUGGAUCGUCUGCGGACCGGCU